This is a messenger RNA of Notolabrus celidotus (New Zealand spotty), 4151 nucleotides long. It is a transcript of the gene pelp1, whose product is annotated as proline, glutamate and leucine rich protein 1. The record is from RefSeq and is a predicted model, not a curated record. The transcript is spliced from 19 exons. Gene Ontology annotation, biological process: rRNA processing. Gene Ontology annotation, cellular component: nucleus. Bases 52 to 3837 code for a protein of 1261 amino acids. Lineage: Eukaryota; Metazoa; Chordata; Actinopteri; Labriformes; Labridae.
CGUCACUGCGUCGCUCAUGUGACGCACACAGAUACAGGCGGACACGCAAAGAUGGCUGCAUCGUCCUGGAUGCGUGGCCCGUCCGCGAUGCGGCUCACGGAGGGUCUGGUGUCGGUCCUGAAGGAGCAGAGGCCGGAGUACCUCCCGGCUCUGCUGUCCGGUUACAGAGAACAUGGCGUCUUCACCUCACAGGGUUCGAGCGCUGUGGGAGGUCUGGUGGGUUUCAGCAACGCCAAACUGAGCUCGAGCAAGACUAGGUUUGAGGGCCUGUGUCUGCUCUCCAUGCUGGUCAAAGACAGCUCCAGUGAUCUGUUCCAGCAGCACUGUCUGUCCUGGCUGCGCUCCCUGCAGCAGGUCAUACAGUCUCAGGCUCCGGUUCAGACGGUCCAGCUGGCCGUGAGCAUCCUGAAGGAUCUCCUGCAGUACUCGUCUCAGCUGCCGGAGCUGGCCCGAGAGGUCGGUCUGAACUCCGUCCUGGGCAUCCUGACGUCUCUGCUGGGCCUGAAGACGGAGUGUGAGCUCGCUGCGAUGGAGGGGAUGACGGCCUGUAUGACCUUUUACCCCCGAGCCUGUGGAUCCCUCAGGGAUAAACUCGGGGCUUACUUCCUCUCUAAAAUGGACAGCACCAACAAGAAAACCCAGGAGAUGGCGUGUCAGUGCUAUGGUUGGCUGCCCUGUCUCGGGGGUCUGUUGGACCGUGGCGUUGGUGCAGGUAGAUCUGAGGGAUGGACCAAUCAGAUUCACUGCCUGCUGGCCUCAGCCAAUGGGCUGCUGGCUCAGAUCUACCUGGGAUCAGAAACAGACGGGACGCUGCAGUACGAGGGUCCGGGGGUGGAGCUCGCCUUCCCUCAUCUCGACCAAUCAGAUCCUCUGUUGCUGCUGCAGCUGCAGCACAGAUACACAGCUGUCUGCAUGGCCCUAAAACACACACUCAGGGUGGAUCCAUCCUCAGCGGUGCGUCUGCCUGUCAGACCGAUCCUCAACCUGGUGUGUCGAGCCCUCGCUGUCAGCUCCAAGAGCAUCAAUCUAGCAGGUGACGGCAGUGUGAAGCUGCUGCUCCUGCCCAUCAUUCACACACACACACUGGAGGUCCUAUCAGCCCUUAUCUCAGUUGUACGCAGCGGUAUGGUUCAGUACUCUGCAGUGCUACAGAGGCUCUUCUCUCAGACUCUCUCUGCGUGGACACCUUUACCUGAAUCCAGUCUGGGGCAGCAGAGUGCAUACAGCUCUGUGCGGGUCUCCGUAUACAGAACUUUGGAGCUGUGGGUCCAGGUGGGCGGAGCCUCAGCAAGCGUGCUGCAGGGGAGCCCGGGUCACUCAGAGCUGCUGUUCAGCCAGCUGCUCAGUGACAUCACACCGGGGGCGGAGUCUGUCAAGCUGCGGGCCGGUCUGUCAGCUGACGUGGUUCAAGGAGGUAAACCUGGUCCAAGGAGGACUAAACCUUUAGUCAUGGCGGACUCUGUGGGUCCUUCUCUUCAGAGAAAAGGAGACCUGCUGGCCAAUCAGGACACCUGUCUGUCAGCACUCAGAGCCCUGAGACAGAUCAUACUGACGAGCGGCACCCUGCUGAAGGACGACAUACACAAGCGACUCCACGAGGUGGUUCUCCCACUGUGUGUGCGUCUGCAGCAGCAACAGUCCAGCUGCACUUCCUCCUGUGAGUCUCCAGGGGGCGUCAGUGGACAGUACAGCAGCGCACUCAGCCGAAGAGAGCUCUACAGGUUGCUCCUGGCUCUGGUUCUGGUCCCGUCCCCCUGUUGGCCCCCUCCCAUGACCUGUGCCGUCUCCAUCCUGAGCAGUGGACGCACUGACCGAAACAUCAAGGUGUCCUCGUUCUGCACCGAGGCUCUCACCACCUGUAACUCCCUCCUCCACCCCCGUGUCCCCCCCAUUGCCCUCCCCUUACCCCCCCUUACCCUGAAGCCCACCCCCUCUGCUCCAGUCCUCCCCUCCUCACAAGGUUCUGGCCUCACUCUGCCCACCCUCCUGGGAGGCCCCGCCCCCGGUCCCCCAUUCUCCACCCGUCACUCCCUCGACCUUGGCCCCUCCUCCCUGCUGGGCUCUCUAGAGAACCACCUCUCUCUUGUACCGGGUCUGCCGGGUCAGGGCCACACCCCUGCAGACAUGAUCCUGUCCCCACAUGGGCACCACCAGCCGGACCCCGCAGGCCUUGGUCUCCCUGAGGGCCAGAGACCGGUGUUUGUGCGCUAUGACCGCGAGGAGGCGGAGGAUGUGGAGAUCUCGUUGGAGAGCGACUCAGACGACAGCGUGGUCAUCGUCCCGCCCGGGAUGCUCAACAUGGAGACCCAGCAGGAGGACUCCGGAGCAGGGAACCCGCCUAGCUUGGUCUCUGCUGCACCAGGAGGGACUACGGGCCCUCUACCGGGAGCGGACUCUGUUACAACGGCAACAACAUCCACUAUCGACGGGGUCUCCCUACCCAAUGACCACGCCACCUCCUCACCCCUCCUCACCACCUCCACUACCCCAAUCAACUCCUUCCCCCCUUCCAGUACCUCUGUGGUCUCCCUUGUCCCCCCCUUGAACUCUAGCUCCCUUGCAGCGCCCCCUGGUGUCCUGGGGGACUCAAUGCCGGGGCGACCACAGCUGCAGCAGAUGUUGAUGCAGCCCUCUGCCGCCGGUCAGCCCGGACCCCUCCCACUCCCGCUCCAGAUCCACCAACUCCAGAACCAGAUGAGUGUACAAGGACGCCACAUCCACCCCCAUCAGGCUCCGCCCCCCAGCAACGAAGACUCCGGUGUUAUCAACAUCAACAGCACGGACGAGGAGGAGGAGGAAGAGGAGGACAUGGAGGAUGAUGAGGAGCUGGAGGAGGAGGAGGAGGGGCUGGAUGAGGAGGAUGAAGAGGAUGAAUUCUACGACGAGGAGGAGUACGACGAUUACGAUGAAGAGGAAGGGGAGGAGCUGGAGGAAGAGGAGGAGGAAGAGGAUGGGGACAUUCCUCCUCUGGAGGGAGCAGAGGAGAAGGCGGAGGAGGUCGGGGUGGAGGAGGGGAAGGUGCUGCGAGCGGUGGUGGAUGAAGGAGGGAUGGCGGGGUUCAGUGUGGAGGGCGAGGAGGAGGGAGGCAUCGAGGAGAUCCAGACCAACAGAGGGCUGUUCUCUGAGGACAGGAUGAAGGUGCAGGAGGUGGAGAGCAUCGGGGUGCUGGAGGAGGCGCGGGAGGGGGAGGGGGAGGAGGACGAGAGCGAGAGGAUGGACGACCCCACCAUGCCUCAGAUCCUGUGCGUGACCGGAGGAGCCCUGGAGGAGAGGGAGGAGGCUGAGGAGGAGGAGGAGGGAGGAGGAAGAGCUGAAGGUGGAGGAGGAGGAGGAGCAGGAGCAGGGCUGCAGGAGGAGCCGAGGCUGUGGAGGGAAGGAGCCACUGAGAUCGAGCUAAGAGUCGGCCCUGAAGACAGCUCGGCCAAUAAGAGCCAAGAGCAGGAGUCAGGAGCUGAACCCGCUCAGGAGGAGAUGACUGUGAGUGAAGAUCAGACCUCCAGCCUCCAGGAGGAACAACCACCAACGCUACAAGAAGAAUCUGUAGCCCCAAACCCUGAAACGUCGACGGCUCCUAAAGAAGAAAGAGAGACUGAGGCGGAGGGAGGUGAGAAAGAAGAAACCGCAGUGCUCCAGGAGACGGAAAGAGGAGGCGAGAGUGAUGGAGAGGAGGGGAAAGGAGUGAAGAGGAAGAGGGAGGAAGAGCAGAAAGAAGAAGAGGCGGGACAGAGCACAGAGAAGAAAAAGCUGGAUGAAGAGUCGAUGGCAUCCAUGUUGGCGGAUUUCAAGGCCUGCCCUCCUGACGAUGAAGACGGAGCGUCUGGAUCAAACCACUCGUAAACAUGAACUGAUGUGGGGGAGACUUCAUCAUCAGAGACAUUACUGUGUACAACAUUUACCCAUCAUCCUCGACUUCUUCCCAUCAGUUUAUUUCAGAGUGUGACUUAAAGUGUGAGGAGGAUAGAAACUUGUGUUCUAUGAUCUGAGAUCAGCAGCUACAGCUCACCUGUACUCAGUUCGUACAGUAGUGUCCUACAGUUAGUGUACAGUCUUUGAUUUAUACGUACCUUUUUAUGCCCUUUAUGUUCACUCAUCACUGUUAAACUCUUUGAUUUAUAGAAGGAAACAAUACAAACACAAGUUUCAAACAUCAA